AUGGUAGAAUUGGAUAAAGAGUUUCCCAAGGCUUGGCCAUUUGGUGUCAUUAAAACGGCGCAAUGGGCUUCUUGUUUACUACUGCUGAUAACACUAUGGCUUGUGCCAUCCCACUUUUCCGGUAUUGGAUUUGUUUUUUUCUGUGCGUGGACUUUAUUACUUUUUGGAUUUUUUUCCUGGCUAGGGCACAUUUUUGGUCUUCAGUCAAGGCUUUUCAGCAUUGGACAGUCUGCAGCUUGUUUUAUACCCUUUGCUUUACUUAUUUUCUGCUUAGCUGCUGCUGGUUCUAGUGCAUUUCUUGCUAUUUUACUUUACCGGUCAGCACCGAAUGGACAAAUUCUGGGAUUACGUUCAGUAGUGAUUCAAGGUGAGAAGACAGCUUUAUUUGGUCCUUCAAAUACUGCCGGUGGUGCUUAUCCGACAGCUGGUGGUUAUCCAAAUGGCACGAAUCCGACACUUCCUUAUAUGAGUGUUUGA
Molecule: messenger RNA, 477 nt
Organism: Enterobius vermicularis (human pinworm)
Lineage: Eukaryota; Metazoa; Nematoda; Chromadorea; Rhabditida; Oxyuridae
Source: the annotation of a GenBank genome assembly